This is a messenger RNA of Stegastes partitus (bicolor damselfish), 1637 nucleotides long. RefSeq names its product calsenilin-like. Gene Ontology annotation, molecular function: DNA-binding transcription repressor activity, RNA polymerase II-specific; calcium ion binding; RNA polymerase II cis-regulatory region sequence-specific DNA binding. Gene Ontology annotation, biological process: regulation of potassium ion transmembrane transport; negative regulation of transcription by RNA polymerase II. Gene Ontology annotation, cellular component: voltage-gated potassium channel complex; nucleus. NCBI's taxonomy places the organism in Eukaryota, Metazoa, Chordata, Actinopteri, Pomacentridae. The coding region runs from base 145 to 843 and encodes 232 amino acids. The record is from RefSeq and is a predicted model, not a curated record. The transcript has 10 exons.
AAUAAAAGGAGGCAACUGGAAGAAGGAGAUGGUAGGCAGCAGGUGAUGUUUGUAGAUGGACGCUGCGGACGUUUGAUUUAGAAUUAGUUAGAAUUAUUUUUUGGGGAAGUUUUUUGCAGAGGUGUCAUCUAAUGCAAGGCAACAAUGGGUUUGGAUGGCAUGGAAGUAAUUGCCAUAAUUGUUGUGAUUGGACUGUUUAUUGUGGUGCUCAAACAGUUUGGGAUUUGGGAGCCGUUGUCGCUGGAAGAUGAUGACAGCACCGACAGCGAUCUGGAGCUCUCGAUGGUGCGUCACCAACCCGAAGGCCUCGAGCAGCUCCAAGCCCAGACCCAGUUCACCAGGAAGGAGCUGCAGUCGCUUUACAGAGGCUUCAAGAAUGAAUGUCCCAGUGGACUCGUGGAUGAAGAAACAUUCAAGACCAUUUACUCACAGUUCUUCCCUCAAGGAGAUGCAACCACGUACGCUCAUUUCCUGUUCAACGCCUUCGACAUGGACAGAAACGGCUCCAUCCGGUUUGAGGACUUUGUGAUAGGAUUGUCCGUGCUGCUUCGAGGCUCGGUGACAGAAAAACUGCGAUGGGCGUUUAACCUGUAUGACAUCAACAAGGACGGCUACAUCACGAAAGAGGAAAUGUUGGCAAUAAUAACGUCCAUCUAUGACAUGAUGGGCAGGUAUACUUUACCCAGUGUGCGAGACGAUUCCCCCUUUGAGCAUGUGGAGAAGUUCUUCCAGAAAAUGGAUCGUAACCGAGACGGGGUGGUGACCAUCGAUGAGUUCAUAGAAACUUGUCAGAAGGAUGAGAACAUAAUGGCUUCCAUGCAGCUCUUUGAGAAUGUCAUCUAGUUUGUUGAAAGUGAUUGGAGAGCAGCAACGCCGCGUAGUGCUUCCAGCUGCGACCGUCUAAAUAUUUCCAUUCAUCCUCAGCAGGAAAACUUGAGUCAUGCAACACAUUCGAACACAAACCGGUGAACACUAAACAUUACUUUCCAGUCAAACUGCUUUCCGUGUAGAGAAGGGUGCAGGAUUCACCAAAUCACCCCAAGAAGAACAUGUUUCUUUGCAUGGCAGUUUUAUUUUGUGUUUGCACAUGAAGGAAACCAAGAACACGUCAUCGGAGCCGGAUGAGCAUGAGUUUAUGCCUGACAUUUAAAAAAAAAAGCAUGUGAUGCAAAACACUUUGAACACAAACAAGGGGUUUCAUUUCCCAGCACUUUGAAACAAAUGAGAAACUUUGUUUUUGUAUUAUAUUGUAAAAAAUAUAUAUAUAUAUAGUUUGCUCCUAACUUUUAGAUUUUCAUGUGAACGUGAUACCCAGUCCUUGUGCUGUUGACCUAAAACCUGCUGAAACCGACCCUCUGAUAAUCCUCCUCCUAUUUUAUCUUCCACUUUCAGGGACCAUCUGCUUUGUGCUAAAUCUUUUCCACCUUUUUAUCUUGUAUCAGCUUCCACCGGGGCAACACACGAGGCUGAGAGCUGUGAAAGCAGCAGGAUGUUCACUUCCAAAUGAAACAAGGAAUUACCCAGAAUAUUUACCCUGUGCUAAUUUUAAUAUCUAGCAAGUGAUUACAUCAGAUUUGUUGCAUUGUAUUUGACGUUGUGUAACUGUAAGGCUGCAAAAAACAAAAAAAUAAAGCAAU